UGGAUGGAAUAGGGUUUUAGUUUAGCACUAGCGCACGCCUGGCGGCUCCGCCGAUCCACUGUUCCUCGAUCGCAGCAGCGCGCUGGAUCUGAUCGAUCCCCUCGGAGGUAAGCGGCAGGGAGUUUUGGGAAUGCGCGUUGCUCGAUCGACGAUAUCAGGCCGCUAGAUCGCGCUGUGGCUGAUAUUUCCACGAUGUGGCGCCUCAAGCAGCUGAUGCCCAAGGAUCAGGCCGGGCUGGAGGGCAAGAGCGUGGAGGUUGGCGCAUUGAAGCUCCAGGUGAGGAGCGUGGUCGCGGAAGGGGGAUUCUCGUCAGUGUAUCUCGCCAGGGACGCGCAAUCCGGGAAGAACUACGCCCUCAAGCAUUUGAUUUGCAACGAUGACGAGUCCCUUCACUUGGUUCGCAAGGAGGUCGCGGUGAUGAAGGCUUUGCGUGGGCAUCCCAACAUUGUCACGCUCCAUGCCCAUGCAGUGCUUGCCAAUGGACGCACCAAGGAGUGCUUUCUCGUGAUGGAUUACUGCGAGAAAACGCUGGUGGCUGUUUUGGACGCUAGAGGUGCCGGAUUCUUCGAGGAGAGGCAGCUCCUCUCGAUUUUUCGCGACAUUUGCAAUGCGGUUUAUGCCAUGCAUUGCCAGUCUCCUCCCAUCGCUCACAGAGACUUAAAGGCAGAGAACAUAUUGCUGGGUGCAAAUGGCUUGUGGAAGCUUUGUGAUUUUGGGAGCAUUUCUACGAAUCACAGGAGGUUCGAGAGAGCUGAAGAGAUGGGAGUGGAGGAAGACAUUAUCAGAAAACACACAACCCCCGCGUACCGUGCUCCCGAGAUGUGGGACCUUUAUCAGAGGGAAUUAAUCUCCGAGAAAGUCGACAUCUGGGCUCUUGGAUGCCUUUUGUAUAGACUAUGCUUCUUUAAGUCUGCAUUUGACGGGGAAUCGAAGCUACAAAUCCUGAAUGGAAACUAUCGAAUUCCAGAAGCCCCCAGAUACAGCGAAAACAUUACGCAGCUCAUCAAGGACAUGCUGAUGCCAAGUCCGGACUCACGACCAGACAUAUUGCAGGUCUGGAACCGCGUGAACGAGGCUCUUCCGAUAGAGAGCCGGAAAACUUUCCCAGAUAAAGUUUCGUCAACUGUAAAUAGUUCAAUCAUUCAGGAUUCUCUUGAAACAAAACCGCCUGUAAAGACUCCGUCACCACCUCCGGCUGCUAAGACGGCCGGCAGCUUCUGGUCGUCACAGUUAGCAGCAGAUGCAAAGCAUGACAGUGAUUCAGUAUCGAGUAAUAAUCUCGAAAACAGCGUAACGCCGCCUGUGAUGAGCGGAGGUCCGCCUCCUGGAUGGUCUGCCGGUUUUAACGGGUCCAACUCAACACAGAAGAACAGCGUCAACUCUGUACAGACGGAAAACGCUAGUGUAGAAACCAGGCCGGGAAACCUUUUCAAGAAGGGUGGCGUGGCACAUUUUGUGAAGAAGGUCGGGUCCUGGAAUAAAGACGAUGGUGAUGGGGACGGCUACGCCAUGAUGUCUGAAGUGAAUAUGGAACAACAGCAUGCUGAUCCCCAACUGAGUGCACCUUCAACGAAGGUGUCCGAAGUUUCAAAUGACGGGGCUUUCAAUGCUUUCGUGGCGGAAUUCGACAGCGCAGCGAGUGCCAAGAAUGUAGAAACGGAGAAGCUGAAGCUGCAACUGAAGCAGGCACUGGCUGAGAAGACAGAGUUCGCCGGGAAGUAUGAGAAGCUAACAGCAAUUUGCCGGUCACAGAGACAAGAGAUACAUGAGCUUAAGUCCGCUUUAGCUGCAGCGACGGCCAGCAAGGAACCGAUGCCAAAGCCGCCUCUCCAGUCUGCUAGUGCUCAAUCGAGACGCACUUCUCGUCCAGUAAACUGGAAUUCGACCGAACAGGACACUGAGAAAGACAAGGACAAACAGAACGGUUCUAUCUGGGAUUUGCAAAGCGGUUUGACAGCGCAAGCUUCUUCGAAGGGACUCUCACAACAAGCGCCCCUCGUCGACUCUUCGCCGUGGUCAGCCUUUGGUGAUGCCUUCAAAGGAAGCUCCACGAACUCGUCAUCUCCUACGCCACCGUCCAGUGAUCCUCCGCUUUAUACAGGCUCCGGACCACCGAGAAGGCAACACGCUAGAGCUGCGAGCUUGAGCGGAGGAGACACGUGGGGAUUCAACAGUAGCGGCUCCAGCUCGAUGAGUUUAAAUCAGCAGCAGCAGCAGCAGCAACAGGAUUCAAAGGGUGGUUUUCGAUCAUCAACAAUAGAUUCUUCGCAGAGCUCUAGAUCUCAGGCUCCGGCGGGCUGGGCUGGAUUCUAAAAGCAGCGGAUUAUAUCGGCCCCCACAGGUACUUUGUACUACUACUUUAUGCUUUCAAUAAAUGCACCAGUAUCUACA
This is a messenger RNA of Selaginella moellendorffii, 2391 nucleotides long. RefSeq names its product probable serine/threonine-protein kinase DDB_G0280111. Gene Ontology annotation, biological process: protein phosphorylation. Gene Ontology annotation, cellular component: cytoplasm. NCBI's taxonomy places the organism in Eukaryota, Viridiplantae, Streptophyta, Lycopodiopsida, Selaginellales, Selaginellaceae. The record is from RefSeq and is a predicted model, not a curated record. Gene Ontology annotation, molecular function: ATP binding; protein serine/threonine kinase activity. Bases 193 to 2313 code for a protein of 706 amino acids. The transcript has 7 exons.